CUAAGUUGUCAUCACCAUUUCGUCAUUCAACUAGAUAACUGCUCAGUUAAUCUAUAAAUAUAACUUCCUAUUCGUACGAACGGCACUCAUUUCCGUGUUGCUAUUAACAAGACAUCGUCUGUUGUAGGCUAGAGUUUAAUUUUAACAGACGAAGAAGACUUAAAGGUCACAAAAGUUUACUGUGCUGUGAAAAAUUUCAAAAUGCCGAGUGAGGAUACAUUUUUCACUAAGUUGGGAGAGAUACCUGUAAUAAAUGAUGGAUGGGUGACUGCCUGGAAUUGCUACUCCAAGAUGAAAGAUUACAAUGGGCUUACAAAAUAUGCUCUUGAUGUUGCUGAAUCAGGUGUCAAAAAGGCUGCAGAACUUUCAACCCCUGUUGCAAAUAUCUACCAGUCACAAAUUGACAGAGUAAACACAUAUGCUUGCAAUAAGUUGGAAGAUAUUGAGAAAAAAUAUCCUCUCAUCACACGACCAACUGGGGAAGUUAAAGAAGCCUGUUUGGAAUAUGUUCAGCCUGUUGUUGGGAAAGUAAAGCCAGUUGUCACUUACGCUCAGGAUGUUGUCACCAACAGUAAGAGAAAGGUAAACAACAUGAAGACCUGCAGCAGGAAUUUGAUAAAUGGGGCUCGGGAUUUUAGCGUGAACACAGUGACUCAAGCAGUGAGUGUGACCCUCGACACUCAGCCUGGUCGUUUCGUUACACAAGCUGUUGAUACAGCCUUGACCUGUGCUGAUGGAUUAGUAGAGAAAUACAUUCCAGAGAAGGAAAAUGGUACAGAAGAAUCUGAUGGAAGCAGAGAUAAUGAUGGGGCCCCUUAUGAAAUGAAUAAGCCUGAGCAAAUGGAGUUGAUGGCACCAAGUGCUGAGAGAGUUGCUGUCCAUUUUAAAGUAGUGAGCAACAAAUUAAGAAAAAGAAUGUUCCAACGUGCCAUGCAAGAUUUCCAAGGAGCAAAAUUAAAAACACUUGAUGCCAUUGGAAAACUACAUAAUACCGUUGAUUUGAUUGAUUAUGCAAAAAAGAAUUUCGGAAAUGCCAAGAAUAAAGUGGAGGAUAUUUGGAGUAAAAUCAAUGAAACAACUGAUCAAUCAGGAGAAAAGUCUGUGGACCCUUUGCAGGCCAAAAGUGCAGAAGAUCAUAUUGUGAUGCUAGGUCGUAGUCUUUUGUCUCGAGUCAAAUCAGGCAUCACUGCAUUAGAGAAAGCAUCAUCAGAAGCUGGUCAGUUUGUCAAACAUCCAAUUACCAAGUCCAGGGAAUACAAAGACUUCAUUUAUCACUUCAGUUGUGAUGUUUCGAACAUGAGUGUCAAUAAAGCAAGAGAAAGCCUGAUAUAUUUGCAGAAAAGAUUACAGCAAUUGAUUGAAAAUGUGGAAUCAUCUAAUUGGCUGGCCAUGAAUAUUGAUAUGGAGAAAAUGGAUUUGGAAGAUGAAGACUUAAGCCCAGGGGAGACAAAGGAGGAGUUAAGUUCAGUUGAGGCAACAGAUAACAGUGAUACAGAGAAUAAUUCACCAUAACUUGACCCAAUCUUUUUUGUAAUGCAUUUUGUCCAACUAUGUGGAUAAUUACAUUAUUAUGUAUGUGCUUGCUCUCUUAGAUCUCUAAGCAAUUCAUAUCAUCAGACUUUACCAAGUUAGGCUAAAAUCUUUUUUUUUUUAAAUACAAAAAUGUACAUUUAUUUGUAUCAAAAACUAUUUUGAUUCCUAAAUAUUUUGAACAACUCACAAUUUUUGUUAUAUUUAAUUAACAUUUUAAUGUAUAAUUUAAAAUGGUGUUCCUUUUUUUAAAAGACUAUUUGAUUUUUUUCAGUCUUUCUGCACAUGAAAAUUUUGAUUAAAAUAGUUCUUUGGAUUGAUUUCUAAAAAGAUUAUUGAAACUGUUUUACUUCACAUGUAUACUGUUUUUCCUUUAAAAGUUCAUCUUUGUUAAAUCAAUUGUUCUUAUUCCAGUUUCAAUUUUGUUUGUGACAUGCAUUUUUUUUUAGUAAAGUUCACAUAAAUAUCUGAUUGAAUUCUGAUCAUAAUUAAAAUGUUACUGCAAUUUAAAAAUAAAGACAAGAUGAAAAGUC
Messenger RNA from Physella acuta, 2063 nucleotides. RefSeq lists its product as uncharacterized. Gene Ontology annotation, biological process: positive regulation of triglyceride storage; lipid storage. The record is from RefSeq and is a predicted model, not a curated record. Gene Ontology annotation, cellular component: lipid droplet; cytosol. Lineage: Eukaryota; Metazoa; Mollusca; Gastropoda; Physidae.